AUGCCUUACAGAGCGAGGAUUUCGCUGGUCUCACGGAGUGACAUUCGAUAUGUUGGGACAUUACAUGAAAUCAACUCAGAAAACUCGACCGUCGCUCUCGAGAAUGUCACCUCCUACGGCACAGAAGGGCGGAAGAACAACCCUGAAGAGGAGAUCCCGCUGUCCGACAAUGUCUACGAAUACAUUGUGUUCCGUGGCAGCGAUGUGAAGGAUUUGAGGGUCGAGGAGCCCCCUGCAGCCAAGGAAAACAAGCCUCCACAGGUCCCUAAUGAUCCUGCUAUUCUUGGAAGCGGAUCCCGUCCUACACCCCAGACCUCACAGCGUCAAGGGCAACAGCUUCCGCCAGCUCUUCUGCAACACCCUCAAGAAUCAGGACCUAAGGUGCCACGUUCUCAGCAGCAAGGUCCCCAGCAGCAAGGUCCUCAGCAGCAAGGUCCUCCCAAUGGCCCUCCUUUCCCCCAACAUCCUGGAUAUCCACCGCACUUCUAUCCUGGCCCACAAGGAUGGGGUCGUGGUGGUCCUCCGGGUCCCGGCGGAUUUCCUGGUAUGCCUCCGUAUGCUGGCCCACCAGGCUGGUAUCCUCCACCAGGACAAGGCUUUCCACAAGGUCCUCCCGGUCCGUUCCCUCCUUAUGGCUACCCACCAGGGCCUCCAAAUCAGCAAUUCCAAGCCCAAGGCCCCAUGCCAGCACCAAUUGGCCCAGGCGCAAAUAAGCCAUCUACAUCACCCUCUGCUGGCCAUCCAAAUGACAAGCAAGCUGAGCCCAAGAGCUUAGCAAGACCUGCUGCAGAAAUGGCUGCUGCGUCAGUUCAAAAGCCUCCAACGCCACCCGCUGCAUCUAAGCCAUCUCCUACUGAAGUUCAAGCUGCUGUCUCAAAACCAUCGACUGCUCAAAUCGCCGCAAGUGCCGCAAGUGCCGCAGCUGGACCAAAGUCAAGUGCCGCCAAAAACAAUAAUAUCGUCCAGCCUGCUAUCCCGAACCUCAUUGGGGUCAAGGCACCACUGAGUCGAAGGUCUGGCAAUGUCCCUACCUCACAAGUUGGUGCACCCAGCUUGAAAGAUGCAACUGAAGCUGCGACGGCGGCAGUUGCUGCGGCCAUGGCAAAACUUCCUCCUGCUGGACAGUCAAAUGGUAACGCCGUUGAUAACCUGACGAGACAAGUCAACGAAAUGAGAACGAAUGAUACAACUCGUGCUCCACGCCAGCCUAGUGGUGGUGCCGGAUUCAACCACACCAGGGGGCAGAGAGGUGGACGAGGUGGAGCAGGUGGAGCUCGACCUGCGGAAAAGAAGGUCGAGGUUCCAGCUACUGAUUUCGACUUCGAAUCUUCCAACGCAAAAUUUAACAAGCACGAUUUGGUCAAGGAAGCAAUUGCUGGCGACGUUGUCGGGUCGCCUGUUGGAGAAACGCCAUCAGCUGCAUCCCCUGAUGCAGAGGUUCCAGUUGGAGGCUACAACAAAUCUACAUCGUUCUUUGAUAAUAUCUCUUCAGAGAGCAAGGAUCGUGCUGAGUCCAACAAUGUUCGGCCAGGUGGACGAGAAUGGCGCGGAGAAGAACAGAAGAAGAACGUCGAGACAUUCGGGCAAGGGAGCGUCGAUAAUGGCUAUAGAGGUGGAUAUCGUGGUCGAGGCCGUGGCCGUGGAGGCUACAGAGGUGGCCGAGGGUAUGCAGCAAACGGUCAGACAGGCCGAGGACGUGGGGGAUAUCGCGGUGAUCGCGGCGACGCCCAACAGAUAGUGCAGUAA
Lachnellula hyalina is the source of this 1746-nucleotide messenger RNA. It is a transcript of the gene sum2, whose product is annotated as Protein sum2. The record is from RefSeq and is a predicted model, not a curated record. Gene Ontology annotation, cellular component: P-body. The coding region runs from base 1 to 1746 and encodes 581 amino acids. The transcript is spliced from 3 exons. Gene Ontology annotation, molecular function: mRNA binding. NCBI's taxonomy places the organism in Eukaryota, Fungi, Ascomycota, Leotiomycetes, Helotiales, Lachnaceae. Gene Ontology annotation, biological process: cytoplasmic stress granule assembly; P-body assembly.